Molecule: messenger RNA, 5990 nt
Organism: Gigantopelta aegis
Lineage: Eukaryota; Metazoa; Mollusca; Gastropoda; Neomphalida; Peltospiridae
Product: transcription factor AP-4-like
Exons: 5
Coding region: 104-1159 (351 amino acids)
Biological process (GO): regulation of transcription by RNA polymerase II
Cellular component (GO): nucleus
Molecular function (GO): protein dimerization activity; DNA-binding transcription factor activity, RNA polymerase II-specific; RNA polymerase II cis-regulatory region sequence-specific DNA binding
Source: RefSeq, a predicted model, not a curated record
UAUUACUCAUUCUUGUGGCGUAUCGCCGGGUUUGACUAUUCUAUACAUAAUAUAACACAUAUUUUGAAGAUUUUGUGGCAAAUUUACUUUUUUCAACUUCAAAAUGUCUCUUUUUGCACGGACUACUGAUAGAAGAAGUAUUAUUGAAGAAUUUCAAUUGAGGGAGGAUGAAGUUGUUGCUGCAAUAGCCAAGCAACAUGGUUGUUCACCAAAACUUGGCCUUGAUGGCGAUAAGAAGGUGAGACGAGAAAUUGCUAACAGCAAUGAACGACGUCGCAUGCAGAGUAUCAACGCUGGAUUCCAGUCACUACGCAAUCUUAUUCCACACCAUGAGGGGGAGAAACUUAGCAAGGCGGCCAUCUUGCAGCAGACGUCUGAGCAUGUGCACAACCUGGAGCAGGAGAAGACGAAGUUGCUGGCGCAGAAUGCGCACCUCAAGAACGUGCUCAUGGAGAUGGAGCGGGUCCAGGAGGAAGCUUACAACGGGUCACCGCCACCCAAACGCAAGAAACGCGACACAGAAUCGUCUGACGAAGGCAUCAGUCUGGGCAGUUCGAUGGAUAGCAGUGAAGAUGCUGCGGAGGAGUUGCAGCGGGAGAUGAUUGAACUGCGCCGACAGCUCGACCAGGAGCGCUGGCUGCGCAUGAUGCUGGAGGAACGCACACGCGUCCUCGAGACCCAGCUCUACCCUGAACACCUGCGCCACCUCGCUGCACACGUGCAGGCACAGAUGCACAAGAAAGAUGACGCCGCUGUUGUGAAAGAACCAUGUACGAGAGAAGUCUCGCUCUCUGAUUCGGAGGAAAAAGUUGGUUCCGAUGUCACCCUACGAACAUCAAUGUCCCGUAAAAAUUUGGAAACAAUUGUGGAAGCCAUUCGUCACUUAGAAGGUGACAGGAUUUUGUUUGACGAACGUAAGGUGGACGAGAAACAACCCAUCGCUGGGAGCGAGGGGAGUGAAAAAGACUGCAGCGACCACGAGGGGAGCAAAUCGGACAGUUCAGGCCGGGACUCCCCCGUGUGCUACGCCAAGCUUCACUCGCUGACGAGUGUUUGUCACAAAACAUACACAGAGAACUACUCCAUGCAAAACAUUUCACUGAAUCACCCCAUCCCUCCACAGUACUACAGGCCAGGCGUCAUAGUGCACAAGUCUUGAGAAAGGGACCCAACUGUUAUGGACUGAGAAAACUUAUUAUUCCAGUGACGUCUUAAUUCAUUUCCUCGUGUUUGGAGCUCAUGUUCUCUUUUUUAGAGUGCUUCAUUUCAUUUGUGCAUUGCAGAACUCUUAUUAAUUAACACCUUCACCCCUCGAUGCCAUUUUGGACUAGUCGACAUGAAUAAAUUAAGACAGGACAGUGCAUUCAUCUAGUGGGUGAAAUGUUAUUGCAUUUGUUAUCAUGUAUCACCUCAUGAAUUGUACAGAUAAAUUAUUAACACUUUUCCCCCAUGGUGAUGUUUUGGACUAGUCGACCUAAAUAGAAUGGAUAGGAUAGUGCAUUCAUUUAGGGGUAAAAGGUUGUAUUUGUUAUUAUGGGUCCCCUAAUAAGGGCUUCACCCUUUAGGCCUCUGAGAAUUGAACAUUUGGUAAAUGGUUGCACAAAAAUAAAUUUAGGUAACUUUUUUUUUUGCUUAAUCUGUUAAUGACUAUGUAAAUGGUACACUAAAUUUUGCAAGAACAACAAUAGGUGAAGCAUCGCAUGAAUAAAACAAAUUAUUCUUGCAAAUUUUCAGAAGCCUUUUCCUUGGGGUUUUGGACUAGUCGACACGAAUCAAAUGGACAGAAUACUGCAUUCAUCGAGGGGUGAAACGUUAUUGCAUUUGUUAUCGGGUGUUACCUUACUGGACAUUGAUAAAUUAUUGACACUUUCACCCCUUGAUGCCGUUUUGGACUAAACUUAAUUAAUAGAAAGACCAGUCUAGUAUAUCCAUCUAGGUGUGAAAUGUUACUGCAUUACUUGUUUUCAUUUGUCACCUCAUUGUAAGUUGAUAAAUUAUUGAAGCUUUCAUCCCUUGGUGAUGAUUUGGACUAGCCGAUUAGAAUGGCCGGUAUGGUACAUCCAUCUCUGAGGGUGAAUUGCUACUGCAUUACUCGUUUUCACUUGUCACCUCAUUGUAUAUUGAUAAAAUUUCAUCCUUUUUCAUCCUUCAUGUAUAUUUGUAUAGUGAUUACAUAUCAUCAAUUCAUGUAAAUCAUCAUUCACUGAAUCAUUAUCAUCAUCUAAGUGAAAAUGUAUUUAAGUUACGAAUGAUUGUUGAUUUUUAUCAUCGAAAGAUUUAAUAUAUUUAUAUUUACCAAGAGCAUCAACUUUUGAUACAAAUUGUUUGUCGUAUCAUUUAUUCAUUUCAUUGUGUGUGAGAACAUACAUGACCUUGAAUGCUGUUCGCCACCAUGUUUGAUUCUGUAUUGGUCCUUAGUUUCACUAAAAGCAGAUUUCAUCUAUCAGGCUGCCACAUCUGUGCCAAACUGUAUUUCAUCCCUUCCAAAGAAAAAUGGAAGGUGGGUAAUUUGUACCCAUUUUUUAAUAUAUAUUUUUAAUGCAAAAAUAGAUACUCAUGCCUUAUGCAUUAGCUUCAUCAAUUUUUAAUAUAAAACAAAACAAUGAAGUACAUUUUAGUUGCUAUGUAGUACUUUUAUUAGUAAUACAAAGUCUACCUUUAGACCAUAUCUUCAUUAGAAAUGAGGCAUUUUAUUGUUGGGGUUUUCUGCUCUCUUUUUUUUUUCUUGGAUGAAUUAAUAAAACAAACUGAAUUUAAUCUCAUACGCUGAGAAAUUACCAUUAUAGUUUUCAGGUGGUUUAAUGAAAUUAUACAAGCUUUAUGAAUCUUUAAUUUUUAGUUAAUACAUGUCUUGUGAAAGCUUUAAUUAAAUUUAUAUAAAAAGAGUUAUUGGUCUUAAAUAGGUUGUUUUUCAAAAUGACUGACUGCUGUUCAGCUACUAUUACCCAUAUUUUGACAUUCACCAUAAGUGAAAAACAAAUUAAAUUGAAAAAAGAAAUUCAUAUCAGUUACAAAAAUCACAUAAGACUUGACCAGAGAAGUUUCAUUAAUUUUCUCAUACUACAUGUAUUCUUGUCAUUGAUAGCAGAAAACGUAGAUCCAGUCUUGGCAACAUUCCAGUAAAUUUAUAGAUUUCAUUAAUGUAUUGCCAUUUAAUUUUUUUUUUACUAUGAUAUAAUUGUCAAACUCCAAUGUAUAUCUAUGCAGGAAAUUGUAUUGUACAAUCAAAAUAUUUACAUUUUAAUCUGAGAGUGUGUGUGUUUACAGAGUAUGUCUUCUGGAUAGCACUUGGUGUUUUAUUCCAUGUGCCAAAGUGCUGUUCCAGUUAAGUGACUGAAUAUCAUGCCACACUUUUACAUCUGCCACAGUUUUAUUCAUAAAAUUAAUAUGCAUAUUGUUUCUGAAAAAUGUAUUGAAUUAUAUAUUUUUACACACAGAAAGUAUUCUUAUCCAAGCCUAGUGUUUGCAAUACAGCAGGAAAUAUACAUUAAAUAUGCAGUUUUAUUUUUCUGUUACGUAGCAGUUUAACAAACAAAAAUGAAAGAUGGAUAAUUUCUUGUAUGAUUGCAGGGUUUAUUCUGCAUCUCUCCAAUUCUCAAAAUUGUUAUCAGUUUGAUUGAUUUCAUUUUUUUAAAAAGGCAUAAAUUGUCUUAGAGAAAAAUUGUUAUAACGUAAAGGCUGUUACGUACUUGACAUUUGUAUGUAUAGCCCACACACAUGAGUAUUUUUCUUGAGAACGGGUUGCACGUGUGUUUGGUCACUUGAAAUAAGUUACCAGUGGUUCGAAACUUACUUUUUAAACUAAUUUUUGGAAUUAAUUUUGUUCUAGUACAACAGAAUUUUACCAGCCACAACCAUAAGUACUUGGUUAAAUUUGUUUCUGGGCCCAUUUUCAACUUUACAGGAAAAUGCUGUAUACAUGCAGACAUUCAUCCUGGAUCAUAAAUAUUAAUUGUGUGUGGCAUCCACAAAAUUCCAUUAAUGCAACUUUUCUUGUGCAUUUUUUAAAGAUCCAAUUUUAUUGAUAAAAAUAUUAAUCAAAUACGACUUGACUGUAGUGAAUAACAGCCAAAUCGUAAAUAAGAUAACCAAUACAGAAUGUAUCAGAGUUAUGUUCUUGGCGUUAAACAUUGUAUAGAUGUAAAUAGUUGUUACAUGCUUUACUGUGUGGGCCAACUUGUUCACUUGUCUUUUGUAAGCUGAGAAUAAAUAUUAAUUGUCAUUUUUAUUAUUUAUAAUUUUUAUUUUACGAAGCACACCAACAGAGACGUCUGUCCUCACUGGGUGCUUAUUGCAUUAACACUGAAGAUGAAAUAUUAUUGACAAGGACCAAAAUUGUGAAAUGGCCGUUGUUUUUAGCAUAAGUUGUUACUUUACAGACUUCUGUGUCCUAUUGAGGUAUGCUAACUUUCUCUCCCAGAUAAACCUGAAGUUAUUAACAGUUGUCUUCAUGGCCUGAAGAGACUAAUUUUAAAUAGAAAUUAUCAAGAGUUGUCUUCACGACAGUUUAAAAGAGAGUGUUUUAUUACUUUUAAAUAGAGUUAUCCAAGAGUUGUCUUCACGACAGUUUAAAAGAGAGUGUUUUAUUACUUUUAAAUAGAGUUAUCCAAGAGUUGUCUUCACGACAGUUUAAAAGAGAGUGUUUUAUUACUUUUAAAUAGAGUUAUCCAAGACUUGUCUUCAGGACAUGAAGUGAGUGGUUUUGAAUAUGUUAAACACGAAUCGUUUGACCUUCCAUACAGCCCCAAAACCGUGCCGGACAUAUAAGUGUUAUAUUUGUUCUCAAAAGUAGUUUAUUCCAUCAGCAACAGGGCUAGCUCUGGGUCAGCAGAACAUUUUGCCAAAUUAUCCAUUAAACUUACAGAAACCCAGUUAUUUUGUAACAAAAUAUCAAUUAUUACAUGAAAUUAUUUCACCAAUUGUUUUUAAAAUUUGCAAUUGUCAAAUUCAGCGAGUGCCAGGGCUAGCCCUGAGCAACAUAGUCUGCAUAUUUAUUUUGAUAGGUGAUUGAAUUGGGGCUAUGUAGCAAUAAAUCAGAGAUACGUGAGUCGUAGGAUGGAAUCAUCUAGAUGUGGGGGGCCCUUUUUUGUUUUCUCUCCCAUUGCCCUAACAUAACCCUACAAUAGGCAUAUCAAAGGCUGUGGUAUGUGCUGUCCUGUUCAGGAAACUGCUUUGUUUGCCACACCACAAAUACAUUUAUAGCCUUGAAUGGUUCAUGAAGGUCAAAUACCGUGCAACCAUGCCUGUAAUAGUACAGGGGCAUCUGAAAGAAUUGGGUAUGCAAGUGGGUGUCCCCCUGAUUGCUGCUUUUAAAAAUAGUUUUACCAAAAUAAUAGGGCAGCAGUUGUUGCCUCCCAUGCCCAUUCUGUUGUAUUCCGACUUGCAUUCAUGGAUGUUGAAAAGCAGGAAUAACCAAAUCAUUCAUAUAGUUGUCACUAGGUCUUGUUUAUUGACAAACCUAAAAGGAUUUACAUUGGCCGUGCCAGGUUUUUUUUAUAUUAUUAUUAUUUUUUGUAAGAUGCCAACAUACUUGAUAUUGUUCAGUUAUCAACAGAACAUUCUCCUUGGUGCUGACAAAUGUGUAUGGGUACAAAACAUCCACAGAAUGUUUCCUUUGACCUGCUAAUACACUAGAUUCUGUUCGGUAUCAUCUUUCAGGACAUCAGAGGUCCAUGCUGUGGUUUUGGGUUCCUUUCAGACACUGACACAUCAGACUGUAUCUUAGAUGGCACCUCUAGUGUUUGUGCUGAAAUUGCUUCUGUUAAUGGCCAGUAACAUUGACAAAACUCUUCAGUAUAAAAACUAAAUAAAAUUCAUAACUUGUAUUUAUUUUUAUUAUAUAAAUAUUUCAUCAGAUUGUCAAAACUAAAUAAUAAAAUGUGAAGGAGAAAGAAAAAAGAUUUUUGAAAUGUAUUAAAACAAAUCUGUUAAGUCUCGGUUUGCAUUGCUGUGUUCUUUGCUGGUAAGAUAAUAAAUCAGCUUUGUGCAGA